Molecule: messenger RNA, 681 nt
Organism: Ctenocephalides felis (cat flea)
Lineage: Eukaryota; Metazoa; Arthropoda; Insecta; Siphonaptera; Pulicidae
Product: cytoplasmic dynein 1 intermediate chain-like
Exons: 5
Coding region: 139-681 (180 amino acids)
Biological process (GO): transport along microtubule
Cellular component (GO): cytoplasmic dynein complex
Molecular function (GO): dynein heavy chain binding; dynein light chain binding
Source: RefSeq, a predicted model, not a curated record
GCAACCGAUUACUACGAUGAAUACAAUCUAAACCCGGGUUUAGAAUGGGAAGACGAGUUCACAGUACUUACUUUCGACGAUCCCGAACGCUCUCUCGGCCAAGGCGAGGACGAAGACGGCAACUCUUUACCGCACAUCAUGCAUCACAGCAAAUUGCCGCCGGGAAUUCUGCCGCACGGGCUGCCCCUCGUGCAAGAAGUGGCGCCGGCGCUCACGCCCGGGGAACAGAGGGAAAGGAAGGAGCAGGAGCAGCAGAUGCAGAAAGAAAUUCGGGAGUUGAGUGAGGAUCAGAAGCAGAUGAUUAUAUUGUCCGAGGGCUUCCAAAGGUUUAUGAAUAGAGCUGGAAGGCUCGUGGAGAGGGCUUUGAGUGAAUCCAUGGAUAUUUACACGGAUUACACAGGCGGAGCUGAUAACAACAUGGAUGACAAAACGAACACUGCUCGUCUAUCCCUUAAUCGUUGGUUCUUUGACGAGCGCUGGACAAAAGGCCGGUGCGUGACUUCCCUAGAUUGGUCAUCACAUUACCCAGAAUUACUGCUGGCCAGUUACCAUGGUAAUGAGGAUGCCCCUAAUGAUCCUGAAGGUGUUUGUGUUGUCUGGAACACUAAAUUCAAAAAGACAACUCCUGAGGACGUGUAUUUUUGUCAGAGUGCUGUUAUGAGUGCCACUUUUGCCAAGUAA